AUGCCCAACACAGAACCAGAAGAUAAUAAUGCAGAAGGACCAUCUAGCAUAAGAGCUGAAAGACUGGAAUCAGAAAACUUAAAAAGUCAAGAAAUGACAACUUUACUAUUAUCAACAAGUGUACAGUUAAAGGAAUAUAUAGACCAAUUCUUGCAAGCAUCAACCACAAUGUUCACAACAACAAUUAAACAACUAUCUGAUAAUAGGACCAUUAGCUCUAACACAAGCUAUAUCAAAAAUUCGAUAUCUAAGCAACAAUAUCAAGAAGCAGCUUCUAAUAAUAUGAGGCUAACAGAACCAAUUAUUAUAAAUAAAAAGAAUAAUAAUCAAG
Messenger RNA from Scutellospora calospora, 331 nucleotides. NCBI's taxonomy places the organism in Eukaryota, Fungi, Glomeromycota, Glomeromycetes, Diversisporales, Gigasporaceae. The record is from the annotation of a GenBank genome assembly.